Amphimedon queenslandica is the source of this 1023-nucleotide messenger RNA. RefSeq names its product hydroxyethylthiazole kinase-like. The transcript has 2 exons. Gene Ontology annotation, molecular function: hydroxyethylthiazole kinase activity; magnesium ion binding; ATP binding. Gene Ontology annotation, biological process: thiamine biosynthetic process. The record is from RefSeq and is a predicted model, not a curated record. Lineage: Eukaryota; Metazoa; Porifera; Demospongiae; Haplosclerida; Niphatidae. Bases 36 to 857 code for a protein of 273 amino acids.
UCCAUACCAGCCCCUCCUUCCUUUUUUGAGCAAUCAUGGCUGCCCUUGCCCAAAAGUUGGGAGAGAAACUACAGUCCGUACGCUCUGGAAAUCCUCUUGUUCAUCAUAUCACAAACUUUGUUGUGAUGGAAUUGACUGCAAAUGUUACCCUUCACGUUGGAGGUAGCCCUGUGAUGGCUCAUUCCCUGGAAGAAGUGACUGAUAUGGUAAAACUGGCAUCUUGCCUGAACAUUAACAUGGGGACUCUGGAACCAAACUGGGUAGCUUCAAUGCUCGCUGCAGGCAAGAAGGCAAACUCUCUGGGUGUUCCGAUUGUAUUUGAUCCCGUUGGUAAUGGGGCUACCCCUUAUAGGACAGAAACUGCAGCAAACCUCAUCAAGGAGCUGGAUAUAUCAGUCAUACGUGGCAAUGGAGGAGAGAUUGGACUAUUGGCAGAUAAAGGAGGUCAAGUUAAAGGCGUGGAUUCUGUUGGAGGGCCUGAAGAACCAGCGAAAGUAGCUAAGGCACUUGCAAACAAACUGGGGACUAUUGUUGCAAUAACUGGUCCAGUUGACUAUGUAUCUGAUGGUAAAAGUGCAUUUGCUAUUAGAAACGGCCACAAGUACUUAGCCCAGUUGACAGGGACUGGAUGCUCUGCUACAACAGCCAUUUCUUGUUUUGUGGGUGCUAAUAAGGAGGAUAAGCUAAUGGCUACUGUUGCUGCUCUCUCCUUCUUUGGAUCUGCGGCAGAAGUUGCAGUUAAGGAGAGUAGUACUAAAGGUCCUGCUUCAUUCAAAGUCAACUUUCAUGACGCUCUUGCUAACAUGACAGUUGAAGAUUUUGUUCAACUUGUCAAAGUUGAUGAUGUGAGCGAUUAAUGCAGUUAUGUUUUGACAUAAAAUAAUUUUCCCCUAUAACUUUCAGAAGCUGCUUAUAAUUAUUUUAAAUAAUUAAAAAAUAGUUGUUUUCUCUGUGUGUGCAUAGAACUAAAUUACAAUAGACUAUUUGUGUGUAUGCAUUGUAAAUCAAUAAUAAAUAAAUAUA